Molecule: messenger RNA, 582 nt
Organism: Fragaria vesca subsp. vesca
Lineage: Eukaryota; Viridiplantae; Streptophyta; Magnoliopsida; Rosales; Rosaceae
Product: NAC transcription factor 29-like
Exons: 3
Coding region: 1-582 (193 amino acids)
Biological process (GO): regulation of DNA-templated transcription
Molecular function (GO): DNA binding
Source: RefSeq, a predicted model, not a curated record
AUGGCUGCUCCUCCUGUUCCAGGUCUCAGGUUUCAGCCCAGUGAUGAAGAGAUUGUUAGGGUUUACUUGAUCCCCAAGAUACUGGGUAGGCUGAACCCUUAUGACGUAGUCACCACCGAAGAUGUCUACUCCACCAGCCCUGAGCAACUUCCACUCGGUAAUGAUGCUGGACACUUCAUAGACAAUGAAUGGUACUUCUACACAACUAGGCCAAUCAGCAGCCAUUAUAGAACAAGAAAUGGCUUCUACUUUGCCACCUCUAUGAAUGAGCCAAUCUUACAUAACAAUAACGUGGUUGGUUUCAGAAGGUUUCUGAGGUUUUACCUUGGUAGCAGGCCAGAAACAGGAAUCGAAACUGAAUGGACUGUCCAUGAGUUUCGAGCUAACCCUGCUGUAUUUCCAGCAGCGAAUCUACUUGGUAGUGUUGUUCAGGAGAAGCUAUCCAGUAUGGUAAUGUGCAAAAUUGUUCGUAUACAAGAACUUUCUGACAAUUCAUCGGAGGAAGGAGUCAAGGAUGAAAGCGGUUCUUCUAGGAUUAAUCUGCUGCAGAAUACAAGACUGAAUCUACAAAGUAGUUUGUAG